This is a messenger RNA of Toxorhynchites rutilus septentrionalis, 5241 nucleotides long. RefSeq lists its product as uncharacterized. NCBI's taxonomy places the organism in Eukaryota, Metazoa, Arthropoda, Insecta, Diptera, Culicidae. The transcript has 4 exons. Bases 1 to 5241 code for a protein of 1746 amino acids. Gene Ontology annotation, molecular function: nucleic acid binding. The record is from RefSeq and is a predicted model, not a curated record.
AUGGGUGAAAAAGUUAGUAGGUGGUUAGAAGAUGAAAUUGAUAUCAAUCGUGUUCCUGUUCAUCAAGUAACGCAACCUCGCCAACCAAAGGUAGAAUCAAUCUUUCCGCCGCCUAUCAUGCAACAAGGACAAGGUCAACCGAAGUUCAUUCUGCGAAACCCACGCAACGUGCAACCGAAUUCUCAACAAAACCAACAAGAAUCGUGCCUACAACGAAUCACAACGCCCGCAUUUCGACAACAAGGUCUAUUCACUCAGCAAAUCGAACCAAAAUUUGUUCCGGAAAUAAGACGAAUGAAAAUACAAGAUGAUGAAUCAUUUAUUGAUAAUCAACAGUUAGCAGAGUCCAAUUUUCCGCACCAAAUCACUUCAAGACAAUCCCUCCCAGGAGAUAACGCAAGUAACUUAACGCGUAAUCAGAUCGCCGCUCGUCAGGCUGUAUCGCGCGAGCUUCCGAUAUUCAGUGGAACACCAGAAGAAUGGCCAUUGUUUUCUUCCACAUUCACUACCACAACCAGUAUGUGUGGAUAUACACAAGAAGAAAAUCUAGUGCGUUUGCAGAGGUGUCUAAAAGGGAAGGCGUACGACGCAGUGAAAUGCAUGUUAAUGCAUCCCUCAAACGUUCCGGUUGUAAUCUCAACUCUCAAGAUGCUGUAUGGAAACCCAGAAGCCAUCGUACAAAAUUUAAUGAUGAAGAUUAGUUUAACACCGGCUCCUAAAGUUGAUAGAUUGGAAACUAUUAUCGAGUUCGCUCUUGCCGUACAAAAUCUAUGUGCAACGAUCGAAGCUUGCCAUCUGGACGAGUAUACAUACAAUAUUGCACUCCUUAGGGACCUUGUAGAAAAGCUUCCACCAUCUAUAAAGCUGGAUUGGGCUAGGCAUCGACGAAAUUUUUCAAGUGUAAAUUUAUCCAUUUUUUCCGCAUGGUUGUAUGAGCUCGCUGAAACUGUCUGUCCGUUUGCACAAAUGUCUACUGAAUCUAAAACAAACCGAAUUGGGAAAAAGAAUCUGUCGUUCCUGAAUACUCACGUUGAAGAUGAGGAGGAUGAAAGCGUUACAGUUGUUCCUCAGUCUCCGCUACCAGUGAAACAGAAUUCUGUGGAUAGAGUGUGCCUCGUUUGUAAGUUUAGCUGCCCCAGUAUCGAUAAAUGCCAACGAUUCGUGGGGCUAGAAUACAAUUCCCGGUGGGCCAUGGUGAAAGAUAUAGGUUUGUGCAGGAAAUGCCUCAAAAAACACAAAGGAAUGUGCAAACUUCAAAAGGAAUGUGGAAUGAAUGGAUGUACAUUUAAGCAUCACCACCUUCUUCACAACUACCUACGUGCUGAUCCCAGAACGUCCGAAAAAGAUGCAGAUUCCGUCGUAACGAACUCACUUGAGCGUGAAUGCAACAUACAUCAAAAUAUCACCAACAAAGGGAUGUUUCGAGUCGUGCCAGUUAUCGUCUACGGUUCGGAAAAACAUUUUAAAACCUUCGCCUUUCUCGACGAUGGCUCUUCGCUCACAUUGAUUGAUGCUGCUCUAGCGACAGAGUUGAACCUUAAUGGGAAACGGGAACCGUUAUGCCUAAAAUGGACAGGAAAUAAAUGUCGCGUGGAGAAUGAAUCGAUGAUGUUAGACAUCCAGAUAUCCGGAACAGGAACAAACCAUAAGCAAUAUCGCCUUCAAGGAGUGCAUACAGUGUCAAGCUUAGAUUUAUUUCAUCAAACUGUUGACGCGGAAAAGCUCGCAGCUCAAUACAAACAUUUGCGUGGAAUACCAAUGGAGUCCUACGAGAAUGUGCAACCCCGUCUCUUAAUAGGAAUAGAUAACGCUAAUCUCAGCUAUGCUCUAAAGGGGCGAGAGGGAGAAAUGUAUGAACCAGUGGCCACGAAAACCCGACUUGGAUGGGUCGUUCACGGAGGUUCAGAAAAACACGACACGUUUGUCGGGCACCAUACCGUUCACACAUGUCCGUGCCUUCUAGGAAACGUUGACACGUUAGAACAUUCAGUGCAGGAAUAUUUAUCGUUAGAAGGGAUUGGUAUCACAAAACCUGCGGUAGCUCUAACAUCGAAAGAAGAUCAGAGAGCGCUUCAAAUCUUGAAAAGAAUUGUCCAGACGGACAAUGGACAUUAUGAAACACAUCUACUGUGGAAAUACGACAAAUUCCGUCUGCCAAACAGCAAACCAGUUGCUUUACGACGAUUCUACUGUUUAGAAGCUAGGAUGAAAAGAGAACCAGCGUUAGCCGCAGUUCUAAGAGCUCAAAUUGACGAUUAUCGAAGAAAAGGCUACAUACGAAAGCUUACGAAAGAUGAAGAAUUGAAGAUAGAAACGCAACCAGUGUGGUACAUCCCAAUAUUUCCCGUAUUCAACCCCAACAAACCGAAUAAGGUGAGAAUCGUGUGGGAUUGCGCUGCCGAAACCAGAGGCAUAUCAUUGAACUCAAUGCUUUUAAAGGGCCCUGACCAGGUGAUUCCUCUCGAUGUCGUUUUGUACAAAUUCCGAGAAAAUAAAGUGGGACUCAGCGGCGACAUAAGAGAAAUGUUUUUACAAGUAUUAAUUGCAAAAGCAGAUCAGAGUUUCCAACUAUUCCUGUGGAAGGAUCCGGAAGACGAGCAACCGAGCACGAAUGUGGCACAAGUGAUGACAUUUGGAGCUAGCUGUUCGCCAAUCUGUGCCCAAUAUGUCAAAAACCUUAAUGCGGAGAAAUACGCUGUACUUUUUCUCAGGGCUGUUGAGGCAAUUACCAAGCGGCACUACGUGGACGACAUGUUGGUGAGUGUUGAAACCGAGGAAGAAGCCAUUCAACUAGCGUGUGAGUUCUCCAUGCACUUGAGGAAAAGAAAACCGACGAGAAAAGUCUUCAUAUCGGAGCAGAGAUGGCCACUGAAAAAGUGCUCGGAAUGUGGUGGUGCACUGCCACAGAUAACAUAUAAAUUGUCGAGGAAACACGAUGCUGAUCUACUAGCAGGAGAACGUAAACCAACAAAACGGGAAGUCCUACGUAUGUUAAUGUCCAUAUUUGACCCGUUGGGCUUAAUAUCGAAUGUCCUUAUCAUCCUCAAAAUAUUGUUUCAAGAAGUGUGGAGAUCUGCAAUAGGCUGGGAUGACGAAAUCCCAAAUAGCAUACACGACAAGUGGGACCAAUGGCUGCAGGUCCUUGCUAAAGUAAAAGAAGUUAGUAUACCUCGAUGUUACCGUUACAUGACGACGAUAAGUUCACCAAUCAUAGUCCAGCUUCACACGUUUGUUGACGCAAGUGAAUUAGGCUACGCAGCGGUUGUGUAUUUGCGUUUUGAGCAGGGUAACACUGUGGAGUGUAUGAUAGUUGGAGCGAAGUCAAGAGUAGCGCCAUUAAAAUUCGUUUCCAUCCCACGUCUUGAGCUGCAAAGCGCUAUGAUAGGUGCGAGACUGGCGAAUACCAUCUCUAAGGCUUUAACAUUUAAUAUCACGGAGAAGUUUUAUUGGACCGAUGCCCGCGAUGUCCUAUGUUGGAUACGUUCAGAUCAUCGUCAGUACUCUGUAUAUGUAGGCUGGCGAGUAAGCGAAAUAUUGGAAACAACAGAUGCCAGUUGCUGGAAAUGGGUUUGCUCCAAAGACAAUGUAGCGGAUGAAGCCACCAAGUGGAAGCGACAGCUGAAUAUCAGAAGCGACAGUAGAUGGAUAAGGGGUCCUAAUUUCUUAUGGCAAGCAAAGCACGCUUGGCCUACGGAACCAUUCAACACUAUCUCUACCACGGAAGAACUGCGGGCACACCUACUUUACCACAAUGUGGUGCAGGAGCCAUUGCUACAAGUGGAUAAAUUCUCCAGUUGGCAUCGGUUGAUGCGUAUAGUAGCUACGGUUCUGCGAUUUGUAGAAAACUUGCGCUAUAAAGCCAGAGGCAAAGACAGAAAGAUAGGUCCAUUAACCAACGAUGAACUACGAGGCGCUUCCAAUCUUCUAUAUCGACAAACACAAAGCGAAUCUUUUCCUGACGAAACAGCUAUUCUGUUCAACACUGACACAACUGAAAAAAGAAUACCCAAAUCAAGUUCUAUCUUCAAUUUGAAUCCAUUCCUCGACAACCAAAACGUUAUGCAAAUGCACGGAAGGAUCCACGCUUGUGAAUAUGCUAGCACCGAUGCCCGAAAUCCAGUUAUUCUACCAAAGGAUCAUCACAUCACUAAAUUAAUAGUUAAUGACUACCACUGCCGUUACCAUCAUCGUAAUCAUGAAACCGUGCUGAACGAGCUGAGACAGGUUUUUCGAAUUCAGAAGCUACGGGUGCUGUAUCGGAAAGUCAGAGCAAAUUGCCAAUUGUGCAAAAACCAGCGUGCAUCACCACAACCACCUCCUAUGGGCGACCUCCCGAGAGAUUAUUUCGGUCCACUUUCUGUAGCGGUUGGACGCAGAAUUGAGAAGCGUUGGGGUGUACUUAUAACCUGCCUGACCAUUAGAGCAGUGCAUUUAGAAAUUGCACAUUCGAUGGACGCGGACUCUUCGGCCAACAAGGAGCUCAAAGCGGCACUUAAGGAAAUAGAUCAUAAUAAAAUAAUCCAGGAGAUAGUAAGUCCACAAACCGAAUGGGAAUUUCUUCCACCAGCAUCCCCACACAUGGGGGGUUCCUGGGAACGAUUGGUGCAGACUGUGAAAAUUAACUUACAACAGAUGAAACCUGGGCGCAAUCCUAGCGAUGAAACUCUUCGGAAUUUAUUAGCGGAGAUAGAGAAUCUGAUCAAUUCCCGUCCAUUGACCCACGUACCGGUAGAUGAUCCUGACGCACCAGUCUUAACGCCGAAUCAUUUCAUCUUAGGCUCAUCAAGUGGAUUAAAACCUGGGACAUGUCUAGACGAUAGCGCUGUUGUGUUGCGGCGGUCCUGGCGGGCGUCACAGGUGGAAGCAAAUAUUUUUUGGCGAAGAUGGGUUAGGGAUUACCUCCCGGAACUCACGAGAAGAACUAAGUGGUUCAACACAGUAAAAUCAAUAGAAAUUAAUGAUGUUGUUAUUGUGAUCGACCCGGAAUUGCCUCGCAACUGUUGGCCUAAAGGAAGGAUAAUCAGUGUAAACCAAGGGAAAGACGGACAGGUGAGGUCAGCAACGGUUCAGACAAAAAGUGGAAUUUAUGAGCGUCCUGCUACGAAGAUCGCUGUUUUGGACGUUCGUCGCGAAGAACCAGUAAGCCAGGAGCCUGGCGUACGUGGGGGGAGUGUCACAUCCCUAUCGGUCGGCGCUCCUCAUCGAAGCAAUCUGGAUCGUGCAGCCAUUGGGAGAGAUUGA